Molecule: messenger RNA, 2083 nt
Organism: Schistosoma turkestanicum
Lineage: Eukaryota; Metazoa; Platyhelminthes; Trematoda; Strigeidida; Schistosomatidae
Source: the annotation of a GenBank genome assembly
UUUGAAAUGGAAUGUUUUUCCAUGUUGUUUAGAUUAGCCAAGCGAGUUGAACUCAAAGGCUGCGUGUUUUGACUACCUGUGCUGGUGUACGUGGUUAGAUUUUAUUGCGGUUAAGUGUAUUCAGUCAGUUGGAGUUAUUAGAUUUGUAGCCUUCUAAGUUGUUCUGCUGCUUCUUUUAUUCACUAUGGGGUUCUUCAAGUCAAAUCUUGGAAUCUGAAGCGUGUGAUUUGCCUCGAGAAUACGGCUAAGGAAGAUACCUUUCAAUUUACCUUGUCGUAUUAUUCCCAGGCGAGGAAACACUCGAACGCAAGUUUGGUUUGUGCUUUGCAAGUGAUUCUGAUUUCGCCCAUUAUGUAGAGUCAAAGUCGCGACGAAGUUCGUCUCUAAGCUAAUGGUGAUGUCCCCAACACAAUUCCAUUAUCUUUUUCACGAGCUAGUUUAUACCAAUCUAUUUUGUUACUCUCGACUCUUGUUCUUCCGGUACGGUUCGAGGUGUUUGGUGUUGUCCAAAGAAUAGGGGCCUGGGAAUAUCGAGGAAUAAAUGCAAAGCUCCCAACUUUUAUCUUGACAAUCUGCCUGCGGAGUACGGCCAUAAGCCAAGUUGUAAACCAGUUUAGACGCUGUCAUUCAGCUGUCAACCUAAGGUCCAUGAUCACGAAAAUUGUUUUCAUCCCAUUCAAAGGAAUAACUUCAUGACUGAAUAUUCAGUCCGUUGUGGUGGAACUGCGUUAGCGCUGCUGACAGACUUUGUGUUGUGCUAUCUUAAUAAUCCUCGCGUAGAUGAUGGUAAUUUUGCCACUUGGCAUAUCGUUACAUGGCUCCUUACAAAAUUGUGUUCAUUCGUCAUGGAGAAAGUGUUUAUAAUGAAGAAAAUCGAUUCUGUGGUUGGUACGAUGCAGACCUUUCAGGACAAGGUAUCAAGGAAGCUAUGCAAGCCGGCCAACUCCUCCUCGACAAUCACUUCCUCUUUGACGUCGCCUAUACAAGUGUUCUGAAAAGAGCCAUCAAGACUCUAAACUUUGUCCUUGAUAAACUUGAUCUCAACUGGAUACCUGUGAUAAAAACCUGGCGUCUAAAUGAAAGAAUGUAUGGUGCUCUUCAAGGUCUAAAUAAGUCUGAAACUGCUGAAAAACAUGGAGAGGCACAAGUUAAAAUAUGGAGACGUGCUUAUGAUAUAGCACCCCCUCCUAUUGAUGAAUCAGACAAGCGCUUCCCCGGUAAUGAAGCUAAGUAUGCUCUACUUGACUCUUCCUGCAUACCACGUACCGAAUGUUUAAAGGACACUGUACAACGUGUACUACCAUUUUGGUUUGAUACUAUUUCUGCCAGUAUAAAGAGUGGCAAGCAAGUUCUUAUCGUCGCCCACGGGAACAGUUUACGAGCGCUCAUUAAGUACCUAGAUAAUACAUCCGAUACAGAUAUUGUGGAGCUUAAUAUACCUACUGGUAUUCCACUAGUUUAUGAACUGGAUGCAAACUUGAGACCAAUCAAGCACUAUUAUCUUGCCGAUGAAGCCACAGUAGCAGCCGCUAUAGCACGUGUGGCAAACCAGGGCAAAAAGAAAUAAGGCGAAAAGGCUUGCGUAUGGACUAUUUCUUCAUUAUUCAUGUAUCCAGUGAUCAUUAACACAUGGUUUGAGUAAUUUUCAUCAUCUGUAGCUCAUAGUGAUGAACAAAUACCCUGUCCGAUUGUCCUUCCUUAUAAUCCUACUGUACUCAUUAAAUACUUUCUAAUUAUAUCAAUUCAGUUUUACAUAAUAAAGUCAUGAUACGGUCAAUACAUAUUACCAAAAAUAAACUAGAAUUUUCUGCAGUUGGGAUUUGGAGACCGCAAAAAUAUUACUGUAAUUUCGUGUUGGUCCACAUCACUGGAGGUAUGGUAUGUCUUGAAAGAAGAAUUUAAGUCAUUGACAAGUGAACUAAGUCAUGUCGGUAGUUGUCGACUACCUGGUUGGGGUCCCCGAGAUGAUAAUAUUCGAUGGUUAGAGACCUUGAAUGACAUGGCACAAAAUCGUUCGCAAUGGCGCCGGUGCAUUUAUUCUUUGUGUUCUCUCAAAUCUUAAUCUUCUGGAUUCUUCAACCCC